Messenger RNA from Lodderomyces parapsilosis, 2382 nucleotides. It is a transcript of the gene FOL1, whose product is annotated as trifunctional dihydropteroate synthetase/dihydrohydroxymethylpterin pyrophosphokinase/dihydroneopterin aldolase. Gene Ontology annotation, biological process: tetrahydrofolate biosynthetic process. Gene Ontology annotation, molecular function: dihydropteroate synthase activity; 2-amino-4-hydroxy-6-hydroxymethyldihydropteridine diphosphokinase activity; dihydroneopterin aldolase activity. Bases 1 to 2382 code for a protein of 793 amino acids. The transcript has a single exon. The record is from RefSeq and is a predicted model, not a curated record. Lineage: Eukaryota; Fungi; Ascomycota; Pichiomycetes; Serinales; Debaryomycetaceae. Gene Ontology annotation, cellular component: mitochondrial envelope.
AUGUCAACAGACUUGGUGUUUGUCAAAGAAAUCUCAGCGACUGCAAUAACAGGAAAAGAUGCAUGGAAUAGACCGGCCCCACAACCAAUCACCGUGUCCGUGUUCCUCAACACUGACUUCCAUAGAGCUUCAGUUACUGACAACUUGAAAUAUAGCGUCAACUACGCGGUCUUGACGAGACACAUCUCGGAUUUUCUCAAGUCAAACGAACACAGAAAUUUCAAGUCUUUGGGAAGUAUAGCAGAGGCAGUAGCACUGAUUGCCCUUGAUGAAAAGAGUGGAGGAAGUGAAGUUGCGAAAGUAAUAAUCAAGAGCCCCAAGUCAGAAAUUAGAGCCAAUAGUGUAGAGUAUGAGUUGGUUCGUAGUAGAAUUGAUUCGGCAGCUAAUAUUGACAGCUACAACGUCACCAAGUUACGACUCUUGACUAUCAUCGGGGUGUUCACUUUUGAAAGACUCCAAAAGCAAAUUGUGGAUGUUGAUUUGAAGAUUUGGAUAAAGAAGGAUGACCCGAGGUUGGAUUUCCAUAAAGUUGUCCGUGAUAUUGUUGAUUAUGUCGAAUCAUCCAACUUCAAAACUGUUGAAGCGUUGGUGUUCAAGAUCGGGCAGCUAACGUUUCAAAACUACUCCAAUCUUGGGAUAGAGUCCGUUGACGCUAGGGUUACCAAGCCAAAUGCCUUCAGUCACGUCGAGGGUGUUGGUGUGAGCUCUUUGAUGACCCCAAAAAACUUUACUAACGUUGAACCAUUAGCUUUGAACUAUGUGGCACAUGAUAAGGAGGACUUUAAUUUGCCCGUAGAGAGCGAAGAGGGUUACAAUUAUAAGGGAAGACACGUUGCAUAUAUUGCGAUAGGAUCCAAUAUCAACCAAAUGGAAAAUAUUACGAAAGCACUAGAGAAGCUUCAAGGGUAUGGUAUCAUUCUUGAAUCCACAUCGUCCAUGUAUAUUUCAAAACCAAUGUAUCAUCUUGACCAACCUGAUUUCUUCAACGCAGUUGCAAAAGUGUCCUUCAUUGACCACUCUCCACACAAAUUGCUACAGAUUCUAAAAGAAAUUGAAUAUGCACAUUUGGCGAGAGUCAAGGAGAUUGAAAAUGGACCUCGAACAAUUGAUUUAGACAUUUUACUUUACGACAAUGUUCAAAUCAAUACAGCCGAUUUGAUUAUACCGCAUAAAUUGAUGUUGGAAAGAACAUUUGUUUUACAGCCACUUUGUGAGCUAUUACCACCUGAUCAAACUCACCCCAUUAGUGCCGAACCGUUUCAUGACCAUUUGCAACAAUUGUUAACCAAUAAGCCUGAAGAUCACGUUCAAAAGGAUUCAAGCUUAUUACAAUUUAUUCCCGUGCCGAGAAUAUCAACAGAUGAGAAUGUGAUGAGGUUUGAUCAGAUCAAUUAUAAAUCGCCCACUCUUUGUAUGGGAAUUUUGAAUAUGACCCCAGACUCCUUUAGUGAUGCAGGUAAGUACUACUCAUCUUCUUUGGAGGAAAUUGUCGCCGAGGCUGGUAAGCUUGUGAAACAGGGUGCACAAAUCAUUGAUAUUGGAGGCGUUUCAACUAGACCGGGGAGUGUCGCUCCAUCGGAAGAAGAAGAGCUUAAGCGCGUGCUCCCUCUUGUCAAGGCAAUAAGGCAGUCAACAGAUCAAAAUUUGGCCAAAGUUUUGAUUUCAAUAGACACCUAUAGAUCUGAUGUCGCCAAGAAGUGUCUUGAAGUGGGUGCUGACAUUAUCAAUGAUAUAUCGAUGGGUAGGUAUGAUGAACGUAUCUUUGAUGUGGUGGCAGAAUAUGGUUGUCCUUAUAUCAUGAAUCACUCAAAGGGAACCCCACAAACAAUGUCCAAGUUGACAAAAUAUGAAGCAAAUAAAAAUGACGACAUUGUAGAGUUUGUUAUCGACCCCAAAUCCGGACAGCAAGAAACCACAAAUGACCCGGAGUUGAAUAACUUUUUAAAUGGCGUUUCUAGAGAAUUGUCCCUUCAAAUAUUGAAAAGUUUCCGUGCUGGUGUAAAGAAAUGGCAAAUCAUAUUGGACCCAGGAGUUGGAUUUGCGAAAAAUUUGAACCAAAAUUUAGCCAUCAUCGCUAAUGGGUCAUUUUUUAAAAAGUAUUCCAUUCAGGUUAACCAGCAGACGAGUAUUGGGGGUAAUCCAAAUCAGUCGCUGUCUUACUUCAGUUUCAACGGAAUGAGUGUAUUGAUUGGUACUUCGAGGAAAAAGUUUCUAGGUACAAUCACGGGCAAACCAGAUUCACCGUCUGAUCGAGUCAUGGCUACUGCAGCAACCAUCACUUCGGCGAUUCAGCAGCAUGCCGAUUUCGUAAGAGUUCACGAUGUCGAUGCAUGCAAAGAUGUUAUCAAAACCAGUGACGCAAUUUAUAAGAACAUUUUCUAG